GAUGAUUACAACUGGGCUGGCCCAUGUGUUCACAUCAGCUAUGGUGGAAAAAGAUGCUUGUCACUCUUGUUUGACGGCGGUGAGAGUGCUACGUGUUUCCCUGGUGGAUGAACUAGAAGGACAGGUCGACUCCUUGUUGGAAGUUCUGGUCUGUCAGGAAGCAUUCACCCGGGAUGACCGUGAGGAAGUGCUGUGUCAGCCGGGGCCACGGGCCAGAGUGCGAAAGGUGUUGGAUAUUCUGGAAUGCAAAGGAGAGGAAGCAGCGAAAGUCUUCUUCUCUGUUAGAAGUCAUCAGCAGCUCUCCCACAACACAGCUCAGCCCCCAUCCACAGAGUACAAGAAGGUGAAACAAAAACACAAAGAUAUCCUGAGGCGCAGGAGUGAGAGCAUGCUUUUCUACAACAGUAGGCAUGGAGAGAAAAUCCUCUUUUCUGAACAUUAUGUCAACCUUCUGUUAGUGGAUGGACACCAGGCCUUAGAGAUUAAGAGACACGAAGUGCUGGCUUUUGGGCAACAGAGACUGUCUCUGCAGCAUAAAUCAGGGCUGCAAAAGAAAAUUGCACCAGCUAAACUGUUUUUGAGAGCAAACGAAAAACGUCCAAUAAGGAAAGUGCUGGUGACAGGGGUGGCGGGAAUUGGCAAGACGAUCCUGGUGCAGAAAAUUCUCUUUGAUUUUGGAGGGAACAAGGACCACCUCACAUUUGACUUUGUUAUUCACAUGAGUUUUAGAGAUUUAAAUCUGAUCGACAAACCCACAAACUUCAGAGAGUUAGUCCUUCGUAAGAAUAGGCACCUUUCUAAAGAACUGGAUCACAUCUUCGUUAACGAUGACAGACUCCUGAUUAUCCUGGAUGGCUUUGAUGAGUUCAAACACUACAGGAGCUGCGAUGCUGAGGUAUUUGUGACAGAGCCUGAAGAGGAUGCGGAGGUGAAUGAGAUUUUGGGGAGUUUGUUGCAGGGUGAGCUACUACCCAAUGCCUCUGUCAUGCUCACAAGCCGGCCUACAGCUAUCAACCACAUUCCUGUCGGAUGCAUCGACCGCUAUGUGCUCAUUGCCGGUUUCUCCUUAACUGAAGUUCAAGACUUCUUCAUACGGUUUUUUCAAGAUGCUACUGUGGCUGACCGAAUGUUUUCAACGGUAUCAGCAAAUGAACUGAUGCUGACACUCUGCUACAUACCUGCUUUUUGCCACAUUGUGUGCUGCAUUCUCAAUGAGAGCAAAGAUCUUUGUAGGGAAAGCCCCAAGACCAUGACGGAUAUUUAUGUGCAGUAUCUGGUUGCCCUGCUCCGUUCUCACAGCCAGGCAAGAACUGAGACAUGUCCUGAAGACCAAGGAGCAGAAUCCAUCCAGCAGCUGUCUGAUGUUGUGUUGAAACUAGGUCGACUUGCCUUUAAAAAGCUAAUGGAGCAUCAAACUCUGUUCUACAGCAGUGACCCAGAGGUGGUGGGGUUAGAAAGAUGCAGUCUGGUUAGUACCUUCCUUGAUAAGACAGUUGCACAAGAACCUGGCUGCACUGAAGAGGUUUUCUCCUUUGCCCAUCUCACAGUUCAGGAGUUUUUUGCCGCUCUUUACUGCGCUGUGACAGAUCAACCCUUACCCGAUGCAAUUCAGAGUGGUGAGAACCAAAACAACGAACACUUGGACCUCUUCAGCCGCUUUCUGUCUGGAAUUCUCUCUGACCGGAAUUCUAAAUUCUUGUCGAGACAAGUGGGGCUUGGCUGCCAGGAGGAAAAAGUGGAGAUGUACCAUAAGAAGAUCAUAACAGACCUCACAAUGCACUGUCAGAAUGGAGGCCAUAUUCUGAACUGCUUACACUGUUUAUUUGAGCAACAGGACCCCUCAAUGGUGUUAGCAGCACUCCCAGAAUCCCUUCGAGUAAAUGUCAGCGACGAAACGCUCUCUCAAAUGGAUCACAAUGCCAUAAAGUAUUUCCUAUCCCUCACAGAAGGCAAAAUACUAUCAGAACUGGAUCUUACAGGAACUGGAGUGAACCGUGACUCUCUGAGAGAUGUUCAACCAUUUCUGCAUAGAUGUCAGAAACUAUGGCUUGGAGAAAAUAAUUUCAAUAUGGAUGCGGUUCAAGUCAUUGCAGAUGUGCUGAAGGUCUCAGAAAACAUCACCCAUCUUGGACUGGGGUGGACAAACAUCGGUGACAAUGAACUACAAGCUCUUUGCACAGCGAUCCAAGUGAAAAAAAAGGUUCAAGAGUUGUGGCUGGAGGGUAACCGAGUGAGUCACAGAGGUCUGCUGUCCCUCGAUGAUUUGACGCCAGAUCCACUGCAAACAAUUGUGGUCAUAUGGAACAACUUGUAUGAGAAAGAGUCAGCGUGUGUGUGCAGCCAGGACCGCAUCACUGUGAAUUUUACAGAUGAAGAAAUGUGGCAAGAAUGGGGAAAAUGGGUUUUUAAGCGGUGCGAGGUCAGCAGCAACGAGAAGUUGUUGGCAGUACUCCACAAAGUUUGCAACAUGUCAAAUGACUCUCUGGAACUCCAGUGGGCAAAGACCUUUUACAGUCAACUAUCGCAGCUCAUAAAGAAACGGAUACAGUGCUGCACUGAGGAUGAUAUGUGCAAGAAACUCCAAAGAUUUGACAGAAUCUUGAAUCUAUAAAGACUAUAAGAAAAGUUUAUUUCCUAUUGAUUGUUUUGUUAGGGACUGAAGGAGGAAAAUCAAUGGUAUAGAGAAAAAAAUCAAUAUUUUCUAUCUAAACAUUUAAAACUAGACUACCGUUUUCAUCUGCUAAAAGGCCCAUAAUGAUUGAAGCAUUAUACAGAUAAAGCGAAAAAAUACCUUUUUUGAGUUCAAGGGUUUUACGCAUAAGGUAGAUUAUCAAGUGUUUUCCAGAUUUUAUUUUUAUUACAAAAAUACACACCAAAAAAAACAAAAACCCACUGUUUUAUUUGUGUUUAUUAAGAAAAACAAAACUCUAAUAGCAAAGCAGUGUGAAUAAUUAGGUAAACCAUUGCUGCUUAAAUGGGAUUUAGGAUGGAAAAUGGUAAUCAGGUGAUGAUAUGCAUUUUUAUUUAUCAGCCAGUGAUAAUGCCUUAAUAUAAGCUGGAGAUUUAUCAGUUUGCUGAUCUGUAUGGAGGUAAAUUUGUCUCAAUAUUAUUCAAUCAAACAAAAAACUAAUCUCAAUUAAAAAAAACUAAUCUCAAUCAAAAAAUAUUAAGUUGUGAUCAAAACUUUCAGAGUUGUAACGAUUA
Molecule: messenger RNA, 3204 nt
Organism: Girardinichthys multiradiatus
Lineage: Eukaryota; Metazoa; Chordata; Actinopteri; Cyprinodontiformes; Goodeidae
Product: NACHT, LRR and PYD domains-containing protein 3-like
Exons: 6
Coding region: 2-2611 (869 amino acids)
Biological process (GO): regulation of apoptotic process
Source: RefSeq, a predicted model, not a curated record